AUGGCAGGUGACUCUAGGUUUCCAGAUGUGGACACUGAUGGAUCAGAAGAAAGUGAAGAAAUGGAGAUUGUAGUCAAUGUCGGUGGGGUUAGACAGGUAUUCUAUGGAGAUAACCUGAAUCAGUACCCAGAAACACGGCUGGCAGAGCUGGUCAAUUGUUUAUCGGGGGGAUACGAUAGCAUAUUUUCCCUCUGUGAUGACUAUGAUCCUGGAAAGAGAGAGUUUUACUUUGACAGAGAUCCAGAUGCUUUCAAAUGCAUUAUUGAUGUGUACUACUUUGGGGAAAUUCACAUGAAGAAAGGAAUAUGCCCCAUAUGUUUCAAGAAUGAAAUGGAAUUUUGGAAAGUGGAUCUGAAAUUUUUGGAUGACUGCUGCAAAGCUCAUCUAAGUGAAAAAAAGGAGGAACUGGAAGAAAUAGCCCGAAGGGUGCAACUCAUUCUGGAUGACUUGGGAAUAGAUGCCUCAGAAAGUCGCUGGAAAAGGUGCCAAAAGUGCAUCUGGAAAUUUCUGGAGAAGCCAGAAUCAUCCUAUCCAGCUAGAGUGAUUGCUGUACUGUCCUUUCUGUUUAUUUUGAUCUCCUCUGUUGUGAUGUGUGUGGGGACCAUCCCAGACUUGCAGGUGGUAGAUGCAGAGGGGAACCGUAUGGAGCACCCGACCCUGGAGAGCAUCGAGACUGCCUGCAUAGGAUGGUUUACCAUGGAGUAUGUGCUGAGGCUGAUCUCCUCUCCCAACAAACUCCACUUUGCCUUUUCUUUCAUGAACAUUGUUGAUGUGCUAGCAAUACUUCCUUUUUACGUCAGCCUGACCUUGACCCACCUGGGAGCCAAGCUGAUGGAGCUGAGCAAUGUCCAGCAGGCUGUCCAGGCACUGCGCAUCAUGAGGAUCGCAAGGAUUUUCAAGCUUGCACGGCAUUCCUCAGGGCUCCAGACCCUAACUUAUGCCCUCAAACGCAGCUUUAAGGAGCUUGGGCUGCUCCUCAUGUACUUAGCUGUUGGAAUCUUUGUCUUUUCUGCCCUAGGUUAUACCAUGGAACAAAGUCAUCCCGAAACUUUAUUUAAAAGCAUCCCUCAGUCAUUUUGGUGGGCAAUCAUUACCAUGACCACAGUUGGAUAUGGAGACAUUUACCCUAAAACAACACUAGGAAAACUGAAUGCUGCCAUCAGUUUUCUUUGUGGAGUAAUAGCGAUUGCCCUCCCCAUCCAUCCCAUCAUUAACAACUUUGUCAGGUAUUACAAUAAACAGAGAGUUUUAGAAACAGCUGCCAAACAUGAAUUGGAGCUGAUGGAACUAAACUCUGCUGAGGGGAAAGCCACAGGCUCCAGAAGUGAACUAGAGGAUCCUUCAAGGGAAGGCAAAGAGGGUCCUUUUUAUAGCAGCCGGAUAAAAGUCUCCCACAGUGACACCUUUAUUCAUCUGCUGUCAGAAGAGAAACACUAUAGGACCAGGCUUCAAAGCUGCAAAUAA
This is a messenger RNA of Cinclus cinclus, 1464 nucleotides long. RefSeq names its product potassium voltage-gated channel modifier subfamily F member 1 (gene KCNF1). Gene Ontology annotation, biological process: protein homooligomerization; potassium ion transmembrane transport. Gene Ontology annotation, cellular component: voltage-gated potassium channel complex; membrane. The coding region runs from base 1 to 1464 and encodes 487 amino acids. Gene Ontology annotation, molecular function: voltage-gated potassium channel activity. The record is from RefSeq and is a predicted model, not a curated record. NCBI's taxonomy places the organism in Eukaryota, Metazoa, Chordata, Aves, Passeriformes, Cinclidae. The transcript has a single exon.